AGCUAUGGAUGUGUAUACAACAAAGAUAUAUAAUCCAUGAUUGACGUGCUCGUUGCCUUUGCAGUGUGGGUUUUUCCAGGUCGGGUGUUGUGUUGUCAAUCGACUGACAAGAUUUUUGGUGGGCGUGGCUUCGGUUGGUGGAGUUUGUAGCGUCUGAUCAGAUCUGUGGAAUUGUGCGGAAGUGUGCGGAAGUGUGUGUUACUUGACGAAUUCGUGUUUGAUUUUGAGGGGGCGUGUGACUGGAGUUGCGCUUUUGGAAUCGGAGAUCCGAGCUCCACAUCUUGUUGCUGUUGUUGUUGUUGGGACGUUUCUUCUUCGUGUUUAUUCGAGCUGCCUCUUGCUUCUCGAGAAAAAAAAGGAUACCCAUUUAGGUGUGACGUCGUGCUUCCACAAGACUUUUUCUUAUGCGUUCUUUACAUGCAUUCGAGCAGAAUCUCGAACGGGGAGAUUAUCGUUUCUGCCGAGGAAAUGAAUUGCAAGGUUUUGUACAAGUAAUCAGUAGCAUUGACUGUACACCCUGCACACUUGAUCGGUGGAGCAGUGCAGUACAGAGGAGUCCAAGCCUCAACAAAACAGAGCAAGCCAUCCGAAGAUGUGAGCAGAAGUAGAAAUCCUACGCAAGGUGCAGAAAACUGACAACAAUCUUCGACAGUGAGAUACCAGAAGAUCCAGACUAAAGAAGACGGCUGUACAGUGUACUGUAGUGCUGUUGAGCACGACUCCCCAUUUCAGGGGCUAUUUGCUGCAGCCACCCUGCCAAUUGUCAAAUCCCUCUGCUACACAGCUGCACUCAGAAGCUACAACACGAUAUCUUUGGAACGUGUAGAGCUCAAGACAAACUUGCACCCGAGCCAUCUCCGUGCUUCUUCACACGUGAAGAAGAACCGGGAGCUUGUUGGGUUAUUACUAUCUCAAAGCACAACAGAACUUUGAUUCACGGGAAAACAAACAGCUGCAAGUUUCACUGCUUUCUUCUUUCUGGCAUCAAGCUUCACGAGAUUCUUUGCUCACACAUGGUUAGAGCGUGGAGGCAGGAUGAUGCCAACCUCUCUAUUCAAAAGGGAAAACCUGCGGAAAACCUAAUCGCGGCGAUUCAACACUGCUACUGCCACAUCUGCUCAUGUAAACUACCCCUUCGCGUGUCCGGUCCUUCACAUGAAUUUGCCAGAACUUGUGAAUCUUUGUUUACCGGGACUUCCAUCAUCAUGCUAACUCUGUUUCUGAAGAAGCUGAUGAUUCCAAUGAGUCGAAGCUCUCGCUCAUAAUGACGGCACUGAGACACUUUGUCGUCGUCCAUCACUCCUCAUUGAUUGCGAGAAUGUUGACUAUCUCAGUUCGAAUUCAAAAUUGCAUGGUAUGGAAUUGCACACGGUGUAUUUUGGGUGCUGGGAGAGAGUAAAAGUAAACGCGCUAUGCACAGUGAUCACCUCGACUGAAUCUCUCGACCUCUGAAAGGCACAAACGAAUUAUGUGUCGACGUGCCUCGGGAUUUUCGGAAGGAUCGCGAAAGGUAGCAGGCAUCACGGCAGCGAAGAUAGUCGGGAGCAAGGAAGUAGCAGGAAACGAACAAACAACUGCAACGCAUGAGAGGGGCAAUCUCGGCGUAUAGGGCGUGUGCUCAGGCAAAGCAGAGUGACGUAGCUUAUGGUGUUGUGAGUGAGAGGAAGUUGGAGAGGACGGACGAAGGGAGUUAGGACAGGAGAACUAUAGAGCGGUGCAUUGGCAGUUCAUGAGUUGAAGAUGGGGGACAAUCUGCAGGAAAAAUCACGCAAGGAGCUCAAGGAGCUUUGUGCCCAGAAUAAUAUUCGGACGGCGGGAGUUAAGCACGAGGAACUCGUUCGUUUGCUGCGCAAUAAGCUAUAUCCGUCGCCACCUCAGACAAAACCAAGAACUCGAUGUUGUAAUAGGUCACCGAGGACGCGAGAAACAAAAGUGCAGUCUCCCGUGAAGGAGAAUGGAGAUUCGUAUAAAUCUCCUGCGAAGUCAGCCGGCAAAGUGCAAAGCAUUAGCUUAAACAAUCCACCGCGCGAAGAGGUUACACCAUUUCAGAGGAAGAAUUCAGGGUUGUCACGGAAACCUCUAUUGACGAAGUCGAAUACUUUUUCGUCAAGGAGAGCAUUUUCUCCCACGAGGACACCCGGCGUUGGUCAAGAUGCACUCCCUCGUCAACCUUCAGUUAGAAGGCUUUGCCAAAUUAAUGGACUGUCUCCGUUGAGUCGUAGAAGCGCUAAGGCUCCAGGGAAACUUGAAUCCAGACCAUCGUCGCAGAGUUCGGUUCAAUCAUCAGGAGAGUUCAAAGACGGACUGGGGGCACAGACAGAUUCGAACCUCAAAACCGAGGAAAUGGCGAAUCCUAAGGCAUUGGAAGGCGAUCCAAAUUGUAUCGGUAUUGACUCAAGUGAUACAAGCGUUGGUGGCUCUCAGAGGGUUUCGGAGUUUGCUGUUGUUGUAGAGCCGGAUAUUGGGUCUAGUUUCUCUGAUGCUGAUGAGUUCCAGAGCGUGUCAAGUGAACCCUUAUCGAGGAUCGGCUCCAUCAGCAAAAGGCUUUCUUUGAGAACAGAGUCUAGUAAAGCGUCACUCUAUACUGCAGCAAGUGGGCUAUCGUUCUUCUCCGCAAAUAGUUGGGGAAGUGGAGAUUUACGAAGUUUAGACAAUCUUGUAGCAUCUGUUGAAAGGAAAAGAGACCUCGCUAAUGAUAUCGUUCCGGGAUUUUCUGAUAGGCCAGAGUUCACGGUUGGUGAUGGAGACGCUUUAGAAUCAUCGUUUCUAGAUGAUGAUACAGAAGUGAUUGUCGAUGCAAAGGAUCAUGGAGUUGAAGUUUAUGGAUUUAAUGUAGUGGGUUCUCCCAUAACUCGUGACUUCAUUAACAACAACCCUGGUUCUGGGGCGGAGAGUCCUGCUUGUUCAAGUGGAGCUUCCAGAGCCAAAUUCACUUCAGACCAAGAUGGCGGGGAAGUUGAUACUCCUACACGGCCUGGGUCUUGUUCUCGUGAAGAUGGUACUUCGACCAUUCUGAACGGGAAAGUGUACUCAAAAGGUCACGCAGACUAUGCCCAAUUUAUUUUCAAGGAUACUGCAGGUGAUGGCGAGGUCCAUGAUGAAUCUCCUGAAGGUGGAGCAAGUACAGAAUUAGAGUCACCAACGUCCGAUUCUUGUGUUGCCAAGAAAUUGGAAUUUGAUUCUAUGGAAAAGACAGACUUGGCUCCAUUGCAGCAUGAUGAGCUUCAUGAGGAAGACAAAGAAGUAGAUAGAGAAACGAACGUUCAGAAUGUUGAAGAAGGAUCGACUCUGCGCAUGCCGGAGGCUGUUGAAGUAGACGAUUUUGUUGAACAUCACGAGGUCUCGGAUCUUGACGAAGCAACAAGGGACAACCGAAGUAGCGGCGAAGCUGUAGUUUCUGAGGAUGCGCCACCAGCGCCGAAGACUGCUUCAUCUAAUUUGGAUCAUGGUGAGAGCAAUUCUGAACAUCAAACGGUUGAGCAGGAAUCGGCCAACAAUAGUAAUCAAGAGCAUAGAUCUUCACCUGCAGGGGAGUUGGGAGCACCAACCGUAUACGGUGAGAACGAUGACGAGGCAACACCUUCAAAGAAGAAAAGUGAGCUGGCUCCUGAUGCUGUCGAGGUGCCUGUUUCAACGACUUCAUCCAGAAACGUUGAGUCAUCUGGUGCAGAAGGCCAGGUUGUUGUAAAAGGAGAUUUGUUGUUGGAUAAUAUCGAUUUUUCAACCAACGAAACAUGUGACAAGGGCGAGGAUCACUCUACAACAACUGCUGAAAGUACCGGGAAACAUUCUUAUGCAGAUACUGAACCUUUGCCUCCACCGAAUAUGAACACGCCUUCAGUGAUGCCCUUGAAUGACAACCACUCGAAUUCAAGUCCCUACAACAACAAAACUGAAAAUAUUGCUUCAAAACCAGAUCCAUUGACCAACUCCGGUUAUCUGGCCGGAAAGCAAGUCGAAUCUGAUGUCAAAUUCAGGGAUGGAGAAUGUGCAAGCAGUUUUGAACCACUGCCUGAUUACAAGAAGGACGAACGCGAGGAGAUCAUACACAUAAACUUGCCAUUUCCAUUUUCGAUUAUAUUAUGGUGUUCAACGAGAUGUUGCAGAUGCAGAUAAUGCCGAGAAUCCGAACAUGAUUACCAUGUCUCAAUGUUAUCAAGUAUAAAUUUCUUCAGAAAAGGAGAAAUGCAAAAAAAAAAAGAAAAACAAACAAACAAACAAACAAACAAAACAAAACAAAACAAAACAAACAAACAAACAAACAAAAUAACAAAACUACCUAAUACAAAAGAGAAGUUGGUGGCAGCUGGAGCGUCGGAAUGGAUACACCAUAUCUUGUAACUUCAAGAUUCUGCUCUCAAUCUUCAUCUGUAAACUAUACUGAGAAAUAUGUAAGUUUUAUCCCUGAAGGCUUGUUUCGGCUCCCAGUUAGAUAUUCUCCAACUGAUUUCCGGAUUGCUUUUCAUGCUCUGCCAAUGGACGAAAGAUAAUCCGGGGAGUUAAAGUUUGCAGGGAGUCAAUACACGUUAAAUUGUAAAGUUUUUAUAGUCACUUAAGCAUGACUGUUGAGGCACAUGUAUCAUCAGAUCAUUUAAAGAGGCAAACAAAUAUGCUGUAAAUUUCUUAGAUUAUAUGGUUUUAAGUGAUGACUGUUAUUGUUACCACUUAGCAAUCUUUGUUUUGCCACUAAUUUUUUGUCCUGAUCACAAACUUUCUUAAUAGAAUGCUCAUCAAGCAUGAUUUCAUGAA
Molecule: messenger RNA, 4749 nt
Organism: Physcomitrium patens
Lineage: Eukaryota; Viridiplantae; Streptophyta; Bryopsida; Funariales; Funariaceae
Source: RefSeq, a predicted model, not a curated record